Sphaeroforma arctica JP610 is the source of this 792-nucleotide messenger RNA. RefSeq lists its product as hypothetical. Bases 1 to 792 code for a protein of 263 amino acids. The record is from RefSeq and is a predicted model, not a curated record. Gene Ontology annotation, biological process: U6 snRNA 3'-end processing. The transcript has 2 exons. Gene Ontology annotation, cellular component: nucleus. Lineage: Eukaryota; Ichthyosporea; Ichthyophonida. Gene Ontology annotation, molecular function: 3'-5'-RNA exonuclease activity.
AUGGAAACUAACCCCAUUUCUCAUACUUCUCUCCAGCAGCCAGUGCAUUCGUUUGUGUCUGAAGAGAAUAGAGUACUGCAUGUGUCCCUGUCAAAGACGGUGGCGUUGCAACAUCACGAAAUCGACGCCUUCUACGCAGCCCUAGCCGAGAAACUGAGGAGCGUCCACGCAUUCACCCUCUCGUUGCAAGGCUUGCGUCAUUUCACCAACGAGAAUGAGCACAGGUCCUUUCUCGCCCUCUGUGUGGCAGACGAGUGCCACGACUACAUACGGCAGCAUGUUCUCCCCUGUGUAGACACGGUGAUGCGCCUGUUUAUUAAGGACGUGUACUACCAGAACCCGUCCUUCCAUGCCAGUGUCUGCUGGUGGGCUAGCGCUAGCCCCAGUCCCAGUACAUUUAAAGGUGACACAGGGGAGCACCCGGAGAGAGAUAUGGGUGCAGUAGCGGCUGAUGCCAGGAUGGCACAACGCGGGGGUGCUGUAGGUAGGCAAACGGGAGUGACCCAGGACACGGGGCGACCUACACAGGCCAGUAGUGUGGCAGAUACUCUGUCAACGGAACGUGGGACCAGUAUGUUAACAGGUAUGUGCGGUCACACACCUGUUGCGCGAGAUGUGCCUGCUGCGGCAGGGCUUGAAGGAGUGAGUGGGCGAGAUGAUGUUGUUAAGGCGUUGGCUGAUGUGGAUGUAUCAACCGGUCACGUGGCGCAGAUCGCUUUGGAAAACUUUGUGAUAGAUACGAUAUACUGUAAGUUUGGCCACACGGUACGGGAAAUAAAGCUCUCACAGUAG